GGAGGAUCGCGAUAGGCGAUGAGAGUUGAGGGGAACUGGCAAGGAGCCAAAAAUCGCUGUGCCGGAAGUUGCGAAGGGGAAGAGAUACCAUCUGAAGUGAACUUUCCCACUCGUACGGUUCUAGCAGCAUGGACCUGGCAGAAUUAACUGUUGAACAAGUUCUUCGUAGGGAUAUACCAUGGGAGACGUAUAUGAGCACAAAGUUGAUCUCAGGCACAAGCCUUCAGCUCUUAAGGCGUUAUGAUCACAAAUCACAAAGUCAAAGAGCACAGUUGCUGGAUGAUGGUGGUCCAGCUUAUGUACGUGUAUUUGUUCAUGUUUUGCGUGAUAUACAUAAAGAUGAGACAGUGGAAUAUGUUCUGGCCUUAAUAGAUGAAAUGCUUACAGCAAAUCCAAAAAGAGCUAGGCUGUUUCAUGAUAAGUCCCUUGCAGAUGAUGAUGCCUAUGAACCUUUCUUAAGAUUGCUUUGGAAAGGAAAUUGGUUCAUACAAGAGAAAAGUUGUAAGAUCCUUGCUUUAGUAGUUAGUGCAAGGCCAAAAAAUCAGGACAGCAGUGUUGCAAAUGGAGAAGUAUCGAAAUCAAAGAAGCCAUUUAUUACUAUUGAUGAUGUUUUAAAAGAAUUGGUAAAAUGGCUCUGUGAACAGCUGAGGAACCCUACUCAUCCUAGUCGUGGUGUGCCAACUGCUAUCAACUGUUUAUCAGCUCUUCUUAAGGAACCUGUGGUUAGAUCUUCCUUUGUUCAGGCAGGUGGGGUGAAGUUGCUUGUACCUUUGAUUUCUCCAGCAUCCACCCAACAGUCUAUUCAGCUCCUAUAUGAAACAUGUCUCUGCAUAUGGCUCUUAUCCUAUUAUGAGCCAGCAAUUGAAUAUCUGGCUACUUCAAGAACCCUUCCCCGACUCAUUGAUGUUGCUAAAAGUUCUACUAAAGAGAAGGUUGUUAGAGUAGUGAUAUUAACUCUCAAGAACUUGCUGUCAAAAGGGACAUUGGGUGCUCAAAUGGUUGACCUCCAGCUGCCACAAGUUGUUCAGAGUUUGAAAGCACAGGCAUGGAGUGAUGAGGACUUGUUGGAGGCACUGAAUUAUCUGGAAGAAGGGCUUAAGGAUAACAUUAAGAAACUUAGUUCUUUUGAUAAAUAUAAGCAAGAAGUUCUCCUUGGCAACCUGGAUUGGUCUCCCAUGCACAAAGAUCCUAUAUUUUGGCGAGAAAACAUUCCCAACUUUGAAGAAAAUGACUUUCAGAUUUUGAGGGUCCUACUGACAAUUUUAGACACGUCCGGUGAUCCAAGGAGCCUGUCUGUUGCAUGCUUUGACCUUUCACAGUUCGUCCAACAUCAUCCUGCUGGGAGAAUCAUAGUGACAGACCUUAAAGCCAAGGAACGGGUGAUGAAACUAAUGAAUCAUGAGAACGCUGAGGUCACUAAAAAUGCACUGCUCUGUAUCCAACGGCUCUUCUUAGGUGCCAAGUAUGCAAGCUUUUUGCAGGAGUAAUUAUUUUUAUGGCCAUCGGGUUAUGAUUUCGAAGCUGUGUUAUCAAUAUUUAAUGUUGAAUAAAUGAAGUCUUCUAAGUUUAUACUCGAAGCUGGGCAUGUGGGUAUACUAAUUUGUUGGAAAUGCCAGUUACUCCUUGUUUGGAAAAUAGCCAACUAAACCGUUCGCUCAGUUUUAGUUGAUUUGCUCUGCCAA
Prosopis cineraria is the source of this 1682-nucleotide messenger RNA. Its product is annotated as V-type proton ATPase subunit H-like. Gene Ontology annotation, cellular component: vacuolar proton-transporting V-type ATPase, V1 domain. The record is from RefSeq and is a predicted model, not a curated record. Gene Ontology annotation, biological process: proton transmembrane transport. NCBI's taxonomy places the organism in Eukaryota, Viridiplantae, Streptophyta, Magnoliopsida, Fabales, Fabaceae. The transcript is spliced from 13 exons. Gene Ontology annotation, molecular function: protein binding; proton-transporting ATPase activity, rotational mechanism. The coding region runs from base 129 to 1487 and encodes 452 amino acids.